Messenger RNA from Phycodurus eques (leafy seadragon), 7339 nucleotides. It is a transcript of the gene arhgap32a, whose product is annotated as Rho GTPase activating protein 32a. NCBI's taxonomy places the organism in Eukaryota, Metazoa, Chordata, Actinopteri, Syngnathiformes, Syngnathidae. Gene Ontology annotation, cellular component: cell cortex; nucleoplasm; Golgi apparatus. The record is from RefSeq and is a predicted model, not a curated record. Gene Ontology annotation, molecular function: phosphatidylinositol binding; protein binding; GTPase activator activity. Gene Ontology annotation, biological process: small GTPase-mediated signal transduction.
GCAGCAAGGCAGCGUGCGCUUGCAGAACGACGGCAUCAUGGAGGCUGGCUGCGUGGUUGCCGCGGUGAUUGAGAAUGCCGCCUCACGGCCCCGGGGGGAGCCAGGAAGUAGUCACGUCCUUGAGGGAAGCGUGGCACCAUUCAGUCAGUUGAAAAAAGACGAUGUCUUACCUCAAGCUGCCAGCAGGAGUGCUACAGACGAGAGACAACCACUGGAGAUACAGGCACAGAGUGAUGACAUCACGGCCGAGCCCCUCCUGCGCUCCUGCGUCAGCACGGCGAGCAUGAAGGUCAAGAACAUGAAGAAGCUGACGUUCCCCAGAGGUCACUUCCCCCGCCUGGCAGAGUGCGCCCACUUCCACUACGAGAAUGCUGACUUUGGAAAAGUUGAGUUGGCAUUUGCAGAAGGGCAGAGUGAAGGACCAAAGGGGCCCCAGGACUCCAAAGAACUGCUCUUUCUGGUCCAGAUCAGCUGCCAGGCUCGAAACUGGCUGGUGAAGAGAUCCUACGAGGACUUCCGUGUUCUGGACAAACAUCUGCACUUGUGCAUCUAUGACCGCCGCUACUCGCAACUCACCGAGCUGCCCAAGUACGACCCAGUGAAGGACACGGCCAAGUCAAUACCCAAGAUGUUGGCCACCUACUUGUCCCGCUUCUCCGUCAUUGCUGACAACAAGAUCAACUGUGGUCCAGUUCUCACAUGGAUGGAGAUCGACAACAAGGGGAACCAUCUGCUGGUGUCCGAGGAGGCGUCCAUCAACGUCCCCGCCAUCGCCGCUGCCCAUGUCACCAAACGCUACACAGCACAGGCCACCGAUGAGUUGACCUUUGAGGUAGGGGACAUUGUAUCGGUCAUCGACAUGCCUCCCAAAGAGGACACGGGCUGGUGGAGAGGAAAACAUGGCUUUCAGGUUGGUUUCUUCCCAAGCGACUGUGUCGAACUGAUAAACGACAAGCUCCCUCCUAGUGUUCAAAGCUCAGUUCCCAAACCAGUAUGUAAGAAGCACGGCAAGCUGGUUACCUUCCUGAGGUCCUUCAUGAAGUCACGGCCGCCACCCCAGAAGCUUCGCCAGCGCGGCAUACUCAGGGAGCGAGUGUUUGGCUGCGACCUGGGCGAACACCUCCACAGCUCGGAACACGAAGGUGAACUGCAUAAAGUCCCUCAGGUUGUGAAAAGCUGUGCCGAGUUCAUCGAGAAGCACGGCGUGGUGGAUGGAAUCUACAGGUUGUCUGGAAUCUCCUCCAACAUCCAGAAACUCAGGCACGAGUUCGACUCUGAGCAGAUUCCCGACCUGAGCCGAGACGUCUUUCGACAGGACAUCCAUUCGGUGGGCUCCCUUUGCAAGCUGUAUUUCCGAGAGCUUCCCAACCCUCUGCUCACCUACCAGCUCUACGACAGGUUCUCAGAGGCUGUGUCUGCAGCCACAGAUGAGGAGAGGCUGGUUAAAAUCCACAAUGUCAUCCAGCAGCUGCCUCCUCCACAUUACAGGACGCUAGAGUACCUCAUGAGACAUUUGACCCGUCUGGCCACCUUUAGUUCCAGCACCAACAUGCACACUAAGAACUUGGCCAUCGUGUGGGCACCAAACCUGCUUAGGUCCAGACAGAUCGAGUCGGCCUGUUUCAGCGGCACGGCGGCCUUCAUGGAGGUACGCAUUCAGUCCGUAGUGGUGGAGUUCAUCCUCAACAACACCGAGGCGCUCUUCAGCACCAAGCUCAACGCCAUCAUACGGGAAAGCGCCGGUAACAACACCUUAUCCCGACCCAAGUCUCUGCUGGUCUCCUCCCCGUCCACCAAACUGCUGUCUCUGGAGGAGGCCCAAGCACGCACUCUGGCUCAGCUGAGCUCCCCCGCCACCACGCCCUGCCUCAGCCACAGUGAUUACAUCGAGGUGGGGGAGGGUCCCGGGGCGCUGAUGGGCAAGUUCCAUACGGUCAUCGAGCUCCCACUGGAUAGUGUCAAGCGGGCUCCAAGCAAGGCCAAGAAGUCUCCCGUGGGCAACUGGCUGUCCUUCCUCCACCUGGGAAAGUCCCACUCUGUGUCCAAGCGUAAGCUGAAGCGACACCCCAGCGAGCCCAAUGAGAUGAAGAGCAUCGCACUUCCAGGUGGGAGAGGUGACAGCGGUACAUUGCGCUCAGCAAAAAGUGAAGAAUCUCUCACCUCUCUGCACAAUUUGGAAGGAGAGCCUCCAAAGUACCAGCAUCUCCGCCCCCGCCCCACCAGCGAGGCUGUGCCCGUAUCCAGCAGAGACGACUCGCGCAGGACCAGAAGCAAACCUCCGUUCAGUCAGAACGGAGCAGACGGACUUUCACCUCCACUGCAGGAGGACGACAUUGACCUCUACCCGCCCGUUGCCGGAAUGUCCUCCCUGGACUUCGACCCCAUGUCCUUCCAGUGCAGCCUGGCCUCCGCGACUCCUCGGGCACCACGCAACAGGGAGGGGCACAAAUUGAGGCGGGGCGACUCAGACGCCGCCACCUCUCCGAUCAACGUCAGCAGCCCUGUGCAGUUUCGAAAAGCAGAAACGCGUGAAGGUUUGAUGGCAGAUGGGAAGGAGCCCCGAGCGCCUUACCGACAUCGCAGCCCACGCAGUGGAGCGAGUCAAGCCUCAGCGCUAACAGACUCUGCACAGAACCUGCCUGAUCCAGGAGCAGAUAGACUUAUGAGUUCAGUGUCUAUUCUCCCUCCUCACCCUUCCCCGACGAGCGCCGCACGCAAGCUGGCGCUGGCGCUGGCCGAGUCGGCGCAAAAGGCCUGCGGCGGCUCACAGAGAAGAAGAAACCACCCGACUCGGCCUCUCCAAAAACAGGAAGCUCAGGAUAGGCCCGCACGGCCGUCGGUCCUCGACCUCAAGGUGUACCCGCAGGCGUAUGCCGGCCCCUCCCAGUGGCAAACUCCGCUACACUUCCUGCCCGCGUACCUCAGCUCGCAGGCCACCGACGGCCCGGAGAGUAACUUCACGCCCAACGUCAGCCCGCUCGGCUCAGGCAGCCUGGACUCCCGACACGGCGCCGUCACACCAGAGGAGCCCACCUAUCAAAGCGUGGGUGUCUCAACUCCCACUGACCCCGUCUGCUCCCCACACACCCCCUUAACUUCCCCAGUGUACGCCAACACCGACUCCGUCAACAUCUUUAACUUCCGCGCCGUUCUCGCCGAGGCCUCCGUGCCCGCCUCCAUCGACGAAGUCCUCCCACGCCCUUUCCUGUCUCCGUCUUUCCGUAACUACGCCUACAGAGCGCUCGGCCCGCUCGACGGCGUCUACCGCAACAUGCACCGUCAGCCCCCGCGUCAGAGUCACUCUGGAAGACUAGCUCGCUGCCCCCGACCUGACGCUCUGCCCCGGCACUUUUCGGGGCCGAGACGCGUGUACAGGCAGGCCUCGGAGAGCCGCUGCAGUUCCUCUGGCUUAGUGCAGCCCGUGUCUCCUCAGUACAGACGCUACUAUCGAGGCGAGCACCUAAUGGGCGCCAGUCAGCAACAACAAGGCCACUGGCAGAGGUCUGAAGACAGCGUCGCCCUGCACCCCGCCAUCAGGAGGGCUCGCUCCUUCCACGCCCCGCAGAUUAGUCGCUACGAGCUGGCCGACGUCCUGCCCCCUGACUUUAAUUCUGAGCAGGAAGCAGCUUAUCAGAGGCAAGUUCAGCCCCACUUUGAGGACGUUCACGUACAACAAAUGCUAUAUAACCCUUACCUGGACUUGAACAUGAGCGACGGCCCCCGAUAUCCUUUAGAUCCUUUCCCACGCAACAGUAUCCGCCACAGUCAGCCUUAUAGGACACGCUCCACCAAGCCUGAGUUCUAUUACUCCCCACGCCACUGCCACCCUCUGGGUAAGGAGCUGUUCAUGGACAGCAGGGACUCCGUGGUUUACCAAAAGCAGGAGAAUAAAAAACCAUGCCCAUCUCCUUAUGACAGUCCCGUCUCGCCAGCUGGCUCGACGGGAAGAGAGAUAAUGCACGUAAGGAGCAAGUCAGAUCCAGGAAACGGGUCGCUGUCCGCAGACAGAAGAGAGAGCCAAACCGUCGUCAAAGCCACGUCGCCCACGUCCCAGCAGCCGCGUCGCGUCCUCGUGAAAGAGAGCGCCUCGCAGCACCAUCAGCAGGCGCCGCUUCGUAAGAUCCCCUCGCUGCCCGAGAGGGUCUUUGCCGAGCUGGGCCACAGAAGUCAAAUGGAUCCCUUGAAGAGAGCAAGCGCCGGCAUCCUCAGGAGGCCUGAGCGCUCGCAGAGCACCAGAGAGAAUCGCCAACAUCAUCACCUCAUCGUCAAAUCGCCUGCGGACGCCCAACACGCCAGGUCCUUUUUCUCUCAACCCAACAGAAGGACUCAGAGCACGAAAGUGCGGCCCGCGCAGUCCGACCACAUGUCGGGAGGCUUUUACGCCGCUCCCAGGCCUAAACCCACAAGCUCCGCUAAAGGGUACUCGCCAACCCCGGACACUACCACCUCCUCCUCCGCCGCCGCUCCCCACGGACACAGGCUGCUGUCCAAGGCUCAGGAAACUUUUUAUCAGUCGGCAGUCAGAACACACGGCGGCGUCCGUGAGUGACGCCCACUGCUUUUUAUGUCAAUGCACAGCUAAAGGAGAAGAGCACUUUAUCAUCUGCCAGACCAGCCGACUGUGUUUUUAAGUCUUUUGUUGAGCCCGCUGGAGCUGCCCAAAGCUGCCACUGGGGGAGGGGUGGGGGGGUGGGGGGGGGCAUGCUGCUGUGUCAUCUCCACCAAUGAUUUUAAUUUAGAGCAGGGCUGCGGAACCUAUAGCCCAGAUACGACCAAAUACAAACAAGCAGUUCAUAACAGAUAAUAAUGAACAUUUGUUGCCUUUAAAAAGCCACUCUCAUUCGUCCCUAAUGACAAAAAUGGUCUCCUCCUAAUUUUGCCCAGGACUGCUGUAAAAAUAUGAUUAUUGUUUCCAUCUUCAAUGACUCAAACCUUCAAAACUAAGUCUGAAUUAUAAAUAUUUUUCAAGUAGUACAUAUCGCAUAAAGUCAUUUAAAAUCCCCCAUAUGUCCCCCACAUCGAUUGUCCUUUUACGUCUGCAUUAAAUAGACAUAUCAAAUAUGAAUUGUAUUUUGUUUACAAUGGUUUUAUUAGAUAAAAAGCACAAGUAGGGACGCAACUAUUAAUCAAAUAACUCAAGAAAGUUGAUUACAAAAAAAGGUCAAAGGAAAAUCUUUGCUUCAGUGCUUCACAGAGAUAAUUUUUCCACACGGACUACUAAUGUUACUACAGUUGCAGGCACAACACAGAAAUAGAAAUAGGUUGGCGCAAUGCCAGCGGGCCAGACGACAAGAGCCCGUAAAAGAGCAAGACUGUUGAAAGUUUGGCAUCAUUUCAAACUUAACACCGAAGUGCAGUGCGUACCACAACAACACGUCUAAAGCUAACAGGAGUUCUGGCCGUGCCUGCGUGGGUUUUCUCCGCGUACUCCGGUUUCCUCCCACAUCCCAAAAACAUGCGUGGUAGGUUGAUUGAAGACUCUAAAUUGCCCGUAGGUGUGAAUGUAAGUGCGAAUGGUUGUUUGUUUCUAUGUGCCCUGCGAUUGGCUGGCAACCAGUUCAGGGCGUACCCCACCUCUCGCCCGAAGAUAGCUUGGAUAGGCUUCCAGCACGCCCGCGACCCUAGUGAGGAGAAGCGGUACGGAAAAAUGAAUGAAUGAAUGAAUGAAUGAAUUGUUAUCCAAUUCGAUUAAUCGACGGGAUAAUCAGUAGAAUACUCGUACAAAUAUUUGAUAGCCGCAACCCUACACACAACUCUUAUGUUAUAUGAACACCAUUAUCAAAUAUUAAUAGAGGCACAGUUAUCAUUUCAGUAGUGAUGCGGCCUUGCAGAAAAAAUGUCACAAAGCUGUGACAUUUUGUUGUAUGCUUUGUAUGGGGAGGAGUAGUGGACAAUGUAACAAUAAAGUCGUCCCAAAUUGAAAUGUUAACAGAAUACGAUUGCAUUACUUAUGUAACGAUAAAUGUGGAAUUCAAACAACCAUUUUCUUUUUGUUGUUGUUGUUGUUGCUUGGAAAAAUGUUUUGGAUUUUUUGAUGAAUUAAUAAGUGUGGCCCUCUGAAACGUCAUAAAACCAAAAUGGUCUCUGAUGGGUCAAAGGUUCCCCAUCUCUGCUUUAGUCUUUCAGCUUAGAAGAAAAAUGGCCGUCAUGUUUUAGUUGCAUAAAACCCAAGGGAAGACAAGGUAAACUUUGAUUAUCUCAAAAUUACACUCAAGAAUGUGUAUUGAACAAUGUUUUUUGUGUGUGUGUGUGUGUGUGUGUGUGUGUGUGUGCCCGCGUCUUGCUGUGUUUUUUAUAAUGACACGCAGCUAACUAAAAACGUGGCCAAUGUACUGUACCUGUAUCAUUGCAGUCAGCUCAGACUGGAAGCACUUUGUAGGGAAACACAUUGUCUUAACAAUGCAUUCGCGUGACGUCUACUUCAAACCUCUUGAUAGAAACGUGAUAUAUUUUUCUGUGUGCAAACAAAAAUGCCUGCUCGCUCGGAAUCCUCGUAAAUGCAAACACGAGCACUUUUUUCAAAAACGGGAAUCAACCUCAUCACAAUUGUUCACUUCUUUGAUGUUUUACGAGAUCAUUAAGCUAUCGUGUAUAUGCUCUCUACCUUCGAUUGACGCAGCUCGCCUUGUGAGAAAAGUCUAUUUUUGUCUAUUGCUGUUUGGUCCCAACAAUGGCGGAACAGUGACAUAUAUUAUUAUUCCAAAAAUGUUCUUCUCAUUUAAGUUAUGUAGAGGGUUUUAUUCGAAUAAGACAUUUCAUUUGAAUGCUUGUCUUAAAAGAGAGAAUAAAUAUAUCAUCAUGCAUUCCAAAUAAGUGACUUAUUUUAUUAGUUUAUGAUGUACUGAAUCAUACUGUGUGGUGUUUCUAAUAUCUUUCCCCUCAUGUCUAGUCCUGUUCACGGUCAAUAGGUGGCGCUGUAGCACCUCAUACAGGCCUUAGCCCCCAGAGUUUGAUUCGAACUCCUUUCUGUGGACAGAGGGCCAUGAUGAGACAUUUCUUUUAAAUAGUUACUGAUGACACAUGCAAUGUGUGUAUGUAUGUAGUUACAUGUUAAUCACAUGAAAUGACAGCUGCUUGCAGCAUAUGUAACAUAUUGGUGCACUAGCACAUGGUGUCAGUGGUCAGAACCAUGAAGCGCAGUCAUUGUUUAUUCAUGUGCACAUUGGCAUUCAAAGUGCAUGCUUACUGUUCUCCUUCUUGUCUCAUAAGCAACACGUUCCAUUUUCAUGCCAGUGAAGGUUGAAGGCAAAUUAUUGAUGGCACACUGGAGCAAACCACACACACGCACACAAAGAAUGAGACGGCCUCUCGUUCAUUCAUCCAUCCAUCCAUCCAUUUU